GGAAAACUUGUCAAGAAUCAUAUCGUUUUUCCGAUUUUCUGUAGCUAUAAUUAACCAAUUCCCUUGACAAGAUGUGUGCAAGCAUUAGCAGCAAGGCGUUUGAUCUUCACGACUUGCGCUAAAACUUUGGAAGCGAAUUGUUGGUUCGUGUAUCAUAUACCCAUAACUGCCGUUGCAAUACAUAUCCAAUUUCUUGUGUAUUAAAGCGUGUACUACUAAGUAAUGGAUCCGAUUACUGCCCAGGAAAGCCGCUAUUCAAAUGAGGAAAAACUAAAGGAGAAGGAGCCUUACCAGGCUUCUGUUGAAACCAUCAGCGAAGGAGAAGGAAAUGAAGUUAUUCCAAAUCGUAACCUUUUUGGACGAUUCAUUGAUGGUUUCAAGCCAGCGCCCGAAGUUGCUCAGCGAGAUGAAGUCGCAUUGAAAAAGAAAUUGAAAACCCGCCACAUCCAAAUGAUUGCACUGGGAGGUGCAAUUGGUAUGGGUGUGUGGGUUGGAAGUGGUAAAGCACUUCACAAGGGUGGUGCUGGCUCAGUAAUUAUUAACUACUCAAUUUUGGGUACAAUGGUGUUCUGCACAAUUUACGCGCUGGGUGAGUUGGCUGUCGCUUACCCAAUUCAUGGUGGCUUUACGACGUAUGCUACUCGAUUCAUUGAUCCCUCCUGGGGUUUCGCUUUGGGAUGGAAUUACUUGCUACAUUUUCUUUGCACUAUUCCCUUGGAACUUACCGUUGCAACUGUUACAAUUAAAUUCUGGACUGAUGUAAAUAGUGGCAUCUGGAUUACCAUAUUUCUCGUUCUCCUCAUCAUUAUUAACUUAUUUGGUGUGAAGGGAUAUGGUGAAGUGGAAUUCGCUCUCUCGGCUGUCAAAGUCAUAGCCAUGGUCGGUUUUAUUAUCUUCGGUAUCAUUGAUGAUGUAGGCGGUGUUCCAUCGGACCCCCGUGGUUACAUUGGUACCUCAAUUAUCAGUGCUAGUGGAUUCCGCAAUGGCUUUAAGGGUUUCUGUUCUGUAUUUGCUACAGCUGCCUUUUCUUUCGCAAGCUCUGAAAUGGUCGGACUUGCCGCCGCCGAGACGAAAAAUCCUCAAAUUUCAAUCCCGAGAUCAACCCAUCAAGUAUUCUGGAGAAUCUCAAUUUUCUAUGUGCUUGCAUUGUUCGUUGUUACCUUGUUAGUUCGCGCUGAUGAUCCGAGAUUGACAGCUUUGAGUGGUACUUCUGCCAGUCCUUUCGUUAUUGCUAUUCAGAAUGCUCGUGUAAAGGCGCUUCCUUCGGUCAUGAAUGCCGUCAUUACCAUUUCUGUUAUCUCUGCCACUAAUGCCAUGUCGUAUGCAGGAAGUCGUGUUCUUCAAUCGCUUGCAGUGAAAGGUCAUGCGCCUAAGAUUUUCAAGUAUAUUGAUCGUCAAGGUCGUCCUCUUCCUGCAUUGUGUCUUAUCUUCUUGUUUGCUUGCUUGGCCUACUUGAACUUGACGGGUAAGAGUGAUCUUAUUUUUAACUGGCUUCUUGCUCUUUCAAGUCUCAGUACUCUGUUUACUUGGGCUAGUAUCUGCUUAUGUCACAUUCGUUACCGUAUGGCUUUCAAAAAACAAGGAAAAUCACUUGAGACGAUUGGAUUCCGUUCACCUUUAGGCAUCUUUGGAUCUGCUUACGCCUUCGUUUUCGUCAUCGUCAUUUUUGCUGCUCAGUUCUAUGUUGCUUUAUUUCCUAUUGGCCUUAAACCAUCGGUAUCUAACUUCUUCCAAAAUUUCCUUACGCCGUUUGUAAUUGGUGCUUUCUUUAUUUUACAUAAAAUCUUCUCCAAAGAGAAGUAUCGUCCUCUGUCAGAGCUUGAUUUGGACAGUGGUCUUCGUGAGUACCCUGUUCAACCAAAAGAAAAAAAGACGCUCAAGCAAUAUGCCUGGUCCUUCGCCCGUUCUUGUUGUUAGUUCCACGUUUUCGCUAAAGCUGAAAACUACCUUUUGAUCACAGUCUUCCUUUACCUUCCGAUUGCAUGAUGACUUCCCCCAGUAAUACCUUUACUACUAUAAUACUCUGCAAAUAUUAGUAACCUCGUUUUUUUUUUAAUUAAUAAAAUAAAAGUUUCUCCAAAAA
Molecule: messenger RNA, 2083 nt
Organism: Schizosaccharomyces japonicus yFS275
Lineage: Eukaryota; Fungi; Ascomycota; Schizosaccharomycetes; Schizosaccharomycetales; Schizosaccharomycetaceae
Product: amino acid permease inda1
Exons: 1
Coding region: 223-1917 (564 amino acids)
Biological process (GO): amino acid transport; transmembrane transport
Cellular component (GO): membrane
Source: RefSeq, a predicted model, not a curated record